This is a messenger RNA of Mauremys reevesii (Reeves's turtle), 2300 nucleotides long. RefSeq names its product immunoglobulin superfamily member 1-like. The record is from RefSeq and is a predicted model, not a curated record. The transcript has 8 exons. The coding region runs from base 208 to 1707 and encodes 499 amino acids. NCBI's taxonomy places the organism in Eukaryota, Metazoa, Chordata, Testudines, Geoemydidae.
CUGGGUUUUGCAGGGACCUCUGCUUGCUUUGGCUGUUCUAGAUUUCGCCUGCAGAUUAGAGACAAUGUGUGAUGGACACAGGAAGAGAUGACACAUCGUUGACUUCCUGUAACUGGAGCCACCAGCUGAGUUCCUCAUUUGGGGCUUGGUUGAGUUGAGCUUCGGGGUGUUGGUGGCAGCGCUGAGGGGCCCCUGGCUGCCCCCAUCAUGGCAUCUGCUCUCACCGUCCUCCUCCUCGGCUGCUGGCUGGCCGGGCACAGCGGGGUGUGGGGACAGCCCAGCUACCCCAAACCCACCAUCUCUGGGAUCCCCAGUGACGGGGUUUCCUUGGGGGGAUCCGUGAGCAUCUGGUGUAAGAGGCAGCACCAGGAUGUGCAGUUCAUGCUGUAUAAAGAUGGACGCCACAUCCAAAGUGUGGAUACGAACUCACAGGCUCUGUUUCUCAUCAACAACGUGCGCCGGGAGGACGGCGGGAACUACAGCUGCUCCUAUCGCAGCAAAUCGGAGCCGUUCAAGAUGUCAGAGCCCAGCGACCCCGUGGAGCUGGUAGUGAGAGAUCCCAGCUUACCCAGACCCUCCAUCUCUCUGAGCCCCACUGGGGUCACCGCCCCAGGGGCAGAUGUCACCAUCCGGUGUGAGGGGCAGCGCCGGGACGUGAGGUUCUUCCUGCACAAGGCUGGAGACCUGAACCCACAGCAACAGAUGGACCCUGCUGGAAACGUGUCCGAGUUCCGCAUCCCCAGCGUGGGCCGGCAGCACGGAGGGAGCUACAGCUGCAGCUACCGGCCCUCCUCAGAGCCCUUCGCCUCCUCGCUGCCCAGCGACCCCGUGGAGCUGGUGGUGAGAGAUCCCAGCUUACCCAGACCCUCCAUCUCUCUGAGCCCCACUGGGGUCACCGCCCCAGGGGCAGAUGUCACCAUCCGGUGUGAGGGGCAGCGCCGGGACGUGAGGUUCUUCCUGCACAAGGCUGGAGACCUGAACCCACAGCAACAGAUGGACACUGCUGGAAACGUGUCCGAGUUCCUCAUCCCCAGUGUGCGCCGGCAGCACGGAGGGAGCUACAGCUGCAGCUACCGGCCCCGGUCAGAGCCCUUCGUCUCCUCGCAGCCCAGUGACUCCGUGGAGCUGGUGGUGAGAGAUCCCAGUUUACCCAGACCCUCCAUCUCCCUGAGCCCCACUGGGGUCCCCCCCACAGAGGCAGACGUCACCAUCCGGUGUCAGGGGCAGCGCCGGGACGUGAGGUUCUUCCUGCACAAGGCUGGAGACCUGAACGCGCAGCGACACAUGGACACUGCUGGGAACGUGUCCGAGUUCCGCAUCCCCAGCGUGGGCCGGCAGGAUGGAGGGAGCUACAACUGCAGCUACCGGCCACGGUCAGAGCCCUUCAUCUCCUCGCUCCCCAGUGACCCCGUGGAGCUGGUGGUAGCAGAGCCCACUCUGCCCAAGCCCUCCAUCAGCCCCAGCGGGAACGUCUCCCUGGGGGGAUCUGUGUCCGUCCGGUGUCAGGGGCUGCGCCCGGGUGUGAGGUUCGAGCUGAAUAAAGGGAGACGCCAUGUUGCACACGUGGAUACGGAGAGGUUGGCGUUUGUGUUUCCCAUCAACAACGUGCAGCGGGAGCAGGGCGGGAACUACAGCUGCUCCCAUCACCACGGAUCGGAGCCAUUCACCGAGUGGAGCGACUCCGUGGAGCUGGUGGUUGCAGGAUAAGGACCAGCCCUGAGACAGAGCAGAUGAGACCCCAGCUCUGCUCCCCACCCUGAUCUACCUGCCCUGGAAUUCAGGACUCCUGGUUUCCCUUCCUGGUUCAGGGAGGGGAGUGGGAUCUAAUGGGUAGAUAAGGGGGGCUGGGAGUCAGGGCUCCUGGUUUCUCUCCCCGGCUCGGGAUGGGAAGUGGUGUCUAGUGGUUACAACAGGGGGGUGAGGAGGUUUUAAUGUUGUACUUUUUAGUUAUUUUCCUAAUGAUUGGUUGAUUCUCAUUAGUUGAUAAUCAUGAAAACGGUAAAUUUGCAACUCAGUAGAGUCUUUACGCUAAAUCUGGUGCUUUUUCUGUUGCUAACCAUGAUGGCAAACUAUAGCUGUGCACAUUGAUUUCAGUAGUUCUAUGGAGUAAUUUACAUUUCUUCUGUCUAAUUUGUACAUUUUGAUUAUGUUGGAAAAUGGCAAAUGAUUCAUUUAUUUCCUAGAUGAUGAUGAUGGUUUUUUACUUCUGAUUUGUCCAAGCUCUGUUUGGAUGGAAAUUCAAAUGCACAGAAACAGCAUUUUCAAUAUGUUUAUUAAUUAAAUAAAAUGUCAAAGUCAGA